AUGUUUCUUGUAGAUUGGUUUUAUGGGAUUUUAGCAUCUCUUGGUUUGUAUCAAAAGGAAGCAAAGAUCUUGUUCUUGGGACUUGAUAAUGCCGGUAAAACAACUCUGCUUCAUAUGCUAAAAAAUGAGAGGCUAGUUCAGCAUCAGCCAACACAGUACCCAACAUCGGAAGAACUAAGCAUAGGAAUGAUCAAAUUCAAGGCCUUUGAUUUGGGUGGUCAUCAGAUUGCUCGUAGGGUCUGGAAGGACUAUUACGCCAAGGUUGGAUUGAUGCUAAGAGUAAUGGGAUUCGGUAACAAUGGCUCCAUUAGUGGCUACAUGUUUCUCAACUUGCAGACAAAACAGAUGCUGGCAUCCGAGGAAGAACUUGCUCCAUAUAAGGUCUUAAGCAUUAGCAUAUAA
This is a messenger RNA of Gossypium raimondii (Peruvian cotton), 402 nucleotides long. Its product is annotated as GTP-binding protein SAR1-like. The transcript is spliced from 3 exons. The coding region runs from base 1 to 402 and encodes 133 amino acids. Gene Ontology annotation, molecular function: GTP binding; GTPase activity. Gene Ontology annotation, biological process: membrane organization; endoplasmic reticulum to Golgi vesicle-mediated transport; intracellular protein transport. Gene Ontology annotation, cellular component: COPII vesicle coat; endoplasmic reticulum exit site. The record is from RefSeq and is a predicted model, not a curated record. Lineage: Eukaryota; Viridiplantae; Streptophyta; Magnoliopsida; Malvales; Malvaceae.